Molecule: messenger RNA, 801 nt
Organism: Fusarium subglutinans
Lineage: Eukaryota; Fungi; Ascomycota; Sordariomycetes; Hypocreales; Nectriaceae
Exons: 2
Coding region: 1-801 (266 amino acids)
Source: RefSeq, a predicted model, not a curated record
AUGCCUAGACACAGCAAGCGCUCAACCCGCAAAGUCGGCUUCCUCGACGCCCUAGGCCAAUGGACAAUGGGUCCUUCUCACAAACGCGGCCCUCGCUGCCGUCGUCACCCACGCAGCACAUCCGCAACCCGCGAAGCUCGCCUCGCAAACGCCCCGGAGGACCUCAACCUCACAGCCCGUCAAUGGCGCCAAUACGCUGACGUCCCUCCUGAACCACAAGAUGAGUGUGACUGCAGUGACUGCGGUGAGGACUGUUCUGACGAUGACCAGAAGCCGCUUGUGAGUGCUGAGCCGCUGCAGAGGAUCUGUUCCAGGUGGUCACACUCUGAGGGGUCGGCGUUAACGCGUGAACCGGCGCCUGUUCAUAGAGAUUCAGGGCUGAAUCGCAUUCUGGGGAGGGUUGAGGCGGAGAUGGCGGAGGAGCACAGGCUUAGACAUAUGGUGAGUUAUGAUGCUGAUAAUGAUGCGCUGUUUGCGAACAUUCCUCGGCGGGACCAGAGGAGUCCAGGUGAGAUCGUCGUCCACCGUCAUCGUCUCGGCGACGGAGAGGAUUACCUUGCAGUCGAGACCUUUGGACACGGCGAUUCAAACCAUGGCGACGCGGAUGUUCAGUCCGUACGGUCAUCGCAGUUCUUCCUGAACCCUCGUGAAGCACCCCCCGUGCCUCAAGAUGUCUGGCCUUCAUCACUUCAGCAUGUCCCGGACAGCACAAAGACUAGAAUCCAGUCGUGGAGGGAUUGCGUCAAGGAUGCGCCGGAGCCGGAGCUGGAGCCGGAGCCUUCGCCUUACGGUGAUUGUUGA